This is a messenger RNA of Ylistrum balloti, 1708 nucleotides long. RefSeq names its product cytochrome P450 4F6-like. The record is from RefSeq and is a predicted model, not a curated record. Gene Ontology annotation, molecular function: heme binding; iron ion binding; monooxygenase activity. The transcript is spliced from 11 exons. Lineage: Eukaryota; Metazoa; Mollusca; Bivalvia; Pectinida; Pectinidae. Bases 1 to 1536 code for a protein of 511 amino acids.
AUGGAUCUGCUGUCAGGAGUCCCAGACUUCAACGUGGUGAUUUCAGUGUCGUUGAUUGUGGUGGUUGUGUGUAAGCUGGUCCAUAGUUACCUCCAAUACAUCCGCUGGGCAAAGGAGUAUGACCUUCUGCCUGGGGAACGGAACACACACUGGCUUUGGGGUCAUUUGCACCUGUAUCCUGGACCCAACGAAGAGGGCUUGGCAUAUCAAAGGCUACGUAUUAGUCAAUACCCAAUCUUCCAUCGAAUUUGGGUCGGUUUCUUUCGUUGUAUAUUGAUUUGCCAUCAUCCAAAAUCUGUGAAGUUUAUACUCAAGUCUUCAGAGCCCAAACCUACUGAACCUGGAUCGUCCUAUGUGUUGGGUAAAAGCUGGUUAGGAAAUGGACUCCUUCUUGCUAACGGUAACAGAUGGGCAAGAAACAGACGACUUCUGACCCCUGCUUUCCAUUUUGAUAUCUUGCAGCCUUACAUGACGGUCUUUAAUGAAGUCUCAGACACUCUGCAGGGAAAAGUGGAUGCCUGCUGUAAGAAGGGACAAUCCUUUGAGCUUUUUAACUUUAUUGGGAUGGCUUCUCUGGAUAACAUACUCAGAUGUGCAUUUUCUUUUAAAAGUGAUUGUCAGGUUUUAGGAGAGAGUCAUCCAUAUGUGAAAGCUGUGAAUGAACUCAGUGACCUCUGGGUCACAAGGUCAUUGAAUAUUUUCCAUUUCUCCGACUUUAUUUAUUUUCUAUCUGCUAAUGGUCGUCAGUUUAAAAAGUACAGUGACUACGUUCAUUCUGUGGCGGAGGAGAUUAUUCAGAAAAGACAGGAAACACUAGAAAAACAGGGUCUACCUACCGGCCGAAAGUCACGAUAUCUCGACUUCUUGGAUAUAUUAUUAACAGCUAAAGAUGAAAAUAACGUUGGAAUGACACCGUUGGAGAUUCGUAAUGAAGUGGACACUUUUCUUUUUGAAGGUCAUGACACUACAACCAGUGCAAUGUGCUGGACCUUGUACUCUCUGGCCAAACACCCGGAGUGGCAGCAGAAGAUCCAGGCCGAGGUAGAUCGUGUCCUGGAGGGGCGUGACUCCGACUGUAUAGAAUGGAAUGACUUGGGAAAAUUGGAAAAUCUUACUUUGUGUAUAAAGGAAGGCCUGAGAUUGCACUCACCUGUGUCUUUUAUACAAAGAAAAACCACACAGCCGUUUGUUGUGGAGGGAUACCGUAUUCCUGUGGGGACUUCCUUAGCCAUUCAGAUAUAUAAUCUUCAUCACAACCCAGAUGUGUGGGAUAAACCCAUGGAAUUUCAUCCGGAACGUUUCCUUCCAGAGAACUCAGUGGGCCGUGAUUUUUAUGCCUUUGUUCCUUUUUCAGCAGGGCCCAGAAAUUGUAUUGGUCAGCAUUUUGCCAUGAAUGAACAAAAGGUCACACUUGCCCGACUUCUGAGAAGAUUCACCCUUGAGCUUGACCCUGAUCACAAAGUAGCAAAGAAAAUUGGCAUUGUGAUGCGUGCUGCCGAUGGCAUCAAAGUUUUCGCUAGACCAAGAAAAGUUUGAUAUGGUGUUUAUAUCAUCAUACUGGCCAAAGGAAGAUGCAACAAAUGUGUUGUUGAUGAAGGAUUUGUUACAAGGAAGGCUCUAUACAAACACUGUAUAUAUUAAUGUGAAAAUUAUGAGAUAAUGAGAUUGAAAAUUUGUAAACCAAAUUUUACAAUUAUUGGUUAGUGUU